This is a messenger RNA of Benincasa hispida (wax gourd), 1118 nucleotides long. RefSeq names its product Peptidyl-tRNA hydrolase family protein. Gene Ontology annotation, molecular function: peptidyl-tRNA hydrolase activity. The record is from RefSeq and is a predicted model, not a curated record. NCBI's taxonomy places the organism in Eukaryota, Viridiplantae, Streptophyta, Magnoliopsida, Cucurbitales, Cucurbitaceae.
AACACAUUUCAUGUUAAAGAAAAGUAUAUAACAAAUGAGUAUUUAAAUCAAUAUCACUCAAUUAGGUCUCUCAGUCCCAUUGCAGCUCUCUGAUUUCACAAUCCUCGCAGCUUUCUUCUUGAAUUACCCUUCUACAACGAGUCAAUAGGGAAGUGUAUGAGGGGGGUUUUUUUAAGGGGACAAUGUUCAAUAAGUUAACCAAGCGUGGCUUUUGCACGGCAAUAUCAUCACGGCCUUGGCUUUUUGUGGGCUUGGGCAACCCUGGAGAGAAGUUCAGAGGAACCAGGCACAAUGUAGGCUUUGAGAUGAUUGAUGUGUUUGCUGAGUCUGUUGGAAUUCCAAUGAGCAGGCUUCACUGUAAAGCUGUGUUUGGUGAAGGUUUUGUUGGGGACAUCCCUGUUUUUCUGGCAAAGCCUCAAACUUACAUGAACCUGAGUGGUGAAUCUGCAGGACCACUUGCAGCUUAUUACAAGCUACCUCUAAACCGUGUGCUCGUGUUUCAUGAUGACAUGAACUUGCCAUGUGGGGUGCUUCGGCUUCAACACAAUGGAGGACACGACUACCACAACGGGCUGAAGAGUGUCAUUUAUCAUUUUCGAGGGAACAGAGAGUUUGCUAGGUUAAGAAUUGGCAUUGGAAGGCCACCUGGUCAAAUGGAUCCCAAAGCGUUUUUGCUUCAAAAGUUCAAUAACACGGCUCAAGAACGAAUCGAUACUGCAUUACAAGAGGGGGUUGGUGCAUUGAAGCUCGUAUUGUCUCUCGGUUUGUCUGAGAGUGCGAGGCGCUUCAAUCAUGAACAGAAAUACAAGCAUAUAAGGUUACAAACCAUGCCAGUAUGAUAAGCCUAUAUGAUAGGUAUUGCCAUUGCCGACGAAACAUACAAAAUUUUCCAAGUCCUCAAAGGGAAUGGGAAUAGAGGCAGAGUGGAGGUUCUCUGGGGAAGGGGAAUAGAGGCAGAGUGGAGGUUCUCUUGAAGGUACAAUGAUUUUGUCUUCUGAGAUAUAUGUAAUUAUUGUAUGCUCACAACUGAUAAACUUUUUAAGCUUAGGUACUUUUAAAAUUGUCUCAAGUUAAUUAAUAUAUUAUUUAUAUAUAGAAGUGGAGUUGAUUGUUUUUAA